Molecule: messenger RNA, 2874 nt
Organism: Etheostoma spectabile (orangethroat darter)
Lineage: Eukaryota; Metazoa; Chordata; Actinopteri; Perciformes; Percidae
Gene: bcl6ab
Product: BCL6A transcription repressor b
Exons: 9
Coding region: 71-2065 (664 amino acids)
Biological process (GO): regulation of transcription by RNA polymerase II
Molecular function (GO): protein binding; RNA polymerase II cis-regulatory region sequence-specific DNA binding; DNA-binding transcription factor activity, RNA polymerase II-specific
Source: RefSeq, a predicted model, not a curated record
UACAGCCCUCUGUUGAAAUUCCGAGAAUUGAGCUGCUCUGUUUCUUAGAACUGGAUUCUCAGAACUGGUGAUGCACAGAGUUUCGAGGAAACUUUUACAAGAUUGUGACAGCAUGGCCACGUCUGCAGAUGGCUGCAUUCAAUUCACACGCCAUGCAGGUGACGUCCUGCUCAACUUCAACCGCCUCCGCAGCAGGAACAUUCUGGUUGAUGUCGCCAUACAGGUGGACGGACAACAUUUUCAUGCUCACAAGGCCAUUUUGGUGGCCUGCAGUGGCUUCUUUUAUUCUGUGUUCAUGGACCCCAAAAACACAAACCUUAGUGCCAUCAGCUUAGACCCCAAAGUGGACCCCAAGGGUUUUUCCAUCCUGCUGGACUUCAUGUACACAUCCUGUCUGGACCUUAAAGACAGUCUGGUCCUGGCCACCAUGAACACAGCCAUUUACCUCCAGAUGGAACAUGUGGUUGACACCUGCCACAGGUUCAUCAAGUCCAGGCAUCCGAUUGAAGAGGUACAGAUCAAUUCAUCACAUCUGGCAGAGGAGAUCCCUGCUUUGAGGCCUGUUGAUGAGAAAGAGCCAGACUUUAGAAACAUCCACAAGGUAUCCUCAUCCCCUCUCCAGGAAGGCAGGAGCUACAUCCCUAACGUUUUCAGGGGGAUCAACACCUCUGGUUCCUAUCACGUCUAUGGUGACUUCCAAAUCCCUGCUGGGACGCUAGAAGGUUCACAUAAGGUCAGCAACCUUCCCAGAGAAGGGGCUUUGUCCCAGAAACAAUGCUCACAGGUACCCAGCGCCAACAUGGCUCACAAUGAGUCCACCACCAUCAUCUCCCACCCUGUGCCAUCCCACCCAAGUUUCCCCACCACUAUCAUCCGACCAGAUGGAGCCCACAGGAGCCUUCAAAGGUCUGUCUUUCCCAUGGAGGAAGAGAGCAUUCAGCACCCACAACCCAGCUGCCUAACAUUGUCUCCAGGCUUUAGCAAAGGUGUGAUUUGCAGCCCUCAAAGCCCCCUCAGAUCUGACUGCCAGCCCAACUCACCCACUGAGUCUAACAGCAGCAGAAACGCCACACUGAGCCUCAGACAGCCAUCAGACUGCCCCAAAGACGUCAAGGCCCGCAAUUGGAAGAAGUACAAGUUGAUCGUAAUGAACCAAACUCCUGAUGAGAAUGAAAAGGAGGCUCAGAGUGGCAGCGCUGAAGCUAUAUCCAUGUUGCCCUCACUGAGUCCCUGCAGGAGUGGUGUAGCAGGUGGACACACUGAGGUCCAGGCAGAAGAGGGAGUUGACGAGCAUAGAGAAGAAAUCCUCAUGUCUCAGAGUGUUGACAGCUGCAGCAGCACCUGUAGCACCAUCAGCUACCACAGAUGCUCCUCUUGUGGCUGCGACAGCCCCCAGUGCAUGGAAAUAGGUCACCUUUCUCCUGACUCUUACAGCCGAGAUGACACCACCAAAAUGAACUCAGAGUAUUCCUCCUCCAGCUGUGAAAGCACCAUACACUUCUGCAAUGGGUGUGACUCCAAGUUCACAGAUGAAGAUGCCCUGAAAGAACACAUGGCCCAGGUGCACAGUGACAAGCCAUACAAGUGUGACUUCUGCCAGGCUGCCUUCCGCUACAAGGGCAACCUUGCCAGCCACAAGACCGUUCACACUGGUGCGAAGCCUUACCACUGCAACAUCUGCGGCGCUCAAUUCAACCGGCCGGCCAACCUUAAGACACAUACCCGUAUUCACUCUGGAGAAAAGCCAUACAAGUGUGAGACAUGUGGUUCCAGAUUUGUCCAGGUGGCCCAUCUUCGCGCCCAUGUGUUAAUCCACACAGGAGAGAAACCGUACCCUUGUGAGAUCUGUGGAACUCACUUCCGCCACCUUCAGACUCUCAAGAGCCACAUGCGCAUUCAUACUGGAGAGAAGCCUUAUCAUUGUGAAAAAUGUGACCUCCACUUCAGACACAAGAGUCAGCUGAGGCUUCAUCUGCGACAGAAGCACGGCGCAGUCACGAACACCAAGGCUCAGUAUCGCAGGAUUCCCAGCAACAUCAGCACAGCCCUGGUGAACUCCUGCUGAGGCCACUACAGUCUCGCUGUGUGUCAUUUUUGUUUUCUUUUUGCAUCAGCUGCCAAGUUGUCGAACGGUGAAACAAAGUUAUCUCUUCAUGCAUUCGUAAAUGAUGCACAUUACUUUAUGUAAGCUCUUUGGUAUUUCAAAGAUUGUAGAAGUUUAUGCUUUCGUUGUGAUUGUCUAACAACAAAACGUACAUUUUGAAUGUGAAAAUUUGAGCAGGCAUUUCUCUUUAAAUGCAAAUAUCUUAACAGAAUGUCAGCAUUGAAGGACAGUCCUCUCUCAUUGGAUUGUGAAUCACUGUUACAGUUUUGCUUUAGACAUCGGUAUACAUUUUGCCCAAUAAUGUGGUCACAGUUUAUGCAAUUAUUUUUCAUUAGUUUAUUUUUUUUGUAAAUAAGAUAAUAUAUAUUUUCAAAUUGCCAUCUGCUGGCAGAGUACGAAUAUAUUUACGUUAAGUCUGUCAUUAACACAAGGGCUUGUUAUUCUGCCAUUUCAUAGUUCGUGUUAUGUAAUAUGUACAUAUUGUCAUUCAUUCAAAAAAAUGUUAUGUAGAUAUUUCCGUUUUUUUCAAUCAUUCUAGCCUGAUGGUAUUUUGCACAUAUUCAUAAUGCUGUAAUUCAUAUAUUUUCAUACUUUCAUUUAAAUAUUUUUACUUAAAAUAUUCUUGACACGUUGAAAUUGUUUGUUUGAACCCAUGCCAGCACUUGCUAUAUUUUUAUUUAUAUUCUAUUUUUUCUUUGCUGUAUGCUAUUACAUUUUGGUGCUGCAAUGAUGCAUGUCAGCUGGAUCAUUAAAGUUUGACUGUAUUUUAU